Messenger RNA from Trifolium pratense (red clover), 1883 nucleotides. RefSeq lists its product as uncharacterized. The record is from RefSeq and is a predicted model, not a curated record. NCBI's taxonomy places the organism in Eukaryota, Viridiplantae, Streptophyta, Magnoliopsida, Fabales, Fabaceae. The transcript is spliced from 5 exons. The coding region runs from base 1 to 1740 and encodes 579 amino acids.
AUGGAUGAGAGCAACCAUGAAAUGGUUAAUCUUUUAACACAACAAAUGGGUACUGUGUUUAAUCCAUUAAUUCAGAAUACCAACGAGAGUUAUCAAAUGUUGGCAUUUCAAAUGAGUCGAAUUGCAGAUUUUUUUGGGACACCCCCACCACCUCCUAGAGUAAAUCCCAUUACUCCACAAGUUAAUCAAAUGCCUCAAUUAGUAAAUCAAAACCCUCCUGUUAUGAACCCAAAUCCACAAGUGGUACAUCAGAACCCUCCAGUGGUAAUGGUUAGGAGGAACCAGGAUCCUGAUGAGGUAGUGCGAGAGGUGCAAAACAAUAAUUUGCUUGGCCAACACAAUUUGGCUAACAUGGUCGAAACGAUUUUGGCCCAGAACGGCCUAAACACGGGUUGUCGAAGGCCAAACUUUGUCUCUGCCUUCACUGAAUAUGUGCUGCAAACCGAGUUACCAAGAGGUUGGAAAGUCCCAAAAUACACUAAGUUUGCUGGGGAUACUAAUGAAUCAACCGUAGAACAUAUUGCCAGGUAUCUAGCUGAGUCUGGGAAUUUGGCGAAUAAUGAAAAUUUGCGAAUGAAGUAUUUUCCUAAUUCGCUUACCAAGAAUGCAUUUACUUGGUUUACAACUUUGCCUCCCAAUUCGAUCAAUAGUUGGGCCCAAUUGGAAAGGAUUUUCCACGAGCAAUUUUAUAUGGGCCAAACCAAGAUAAGUCUGAAAGAGUUAGCCAGUGUAAAAAGAAAAAACCAAGAGUCAAUUGAUGACUAUUUAAAUAGGUUUCGUUUGCUGAAAUCAGACAUGUCACAGUUGGCUGACAGAGUGAGACAAAUCGAAAGGUUAAAAGCUGAAAAAGUUAGAAAUUCUAAGUUUCAGAAAAAGAAAGAAAUAGGUUUUGUUGAUUCCUAUGAUAAUGAAAUCGAUUAUGAAAUGAGUGAUGAAUACUUAGAUUUCGAUGAUAGUGAUAUUAAUGUGGCUGAAUUAAAGCCUGGGCCUCCUUACACUUGCAAAUUGUUGAGGCCGUCGAAUGGAAAAAAUCCUAUCGAACCAAAAAAUGAUAAGUUUGUUACAAAGACUUAUACUUUCGACAUUACUAAAUGUGAUGAGAUUUUUGAUUUAUUGGUGACUGACGGCCAAAUUAUUGUGCCAAAAGAUAUGAAAAUACCACCAAUAGAACAAAGAAAGAAAAGAGGUUAUUGUAAGUUUCAUAAUUAUUUGGGACAUAAAACUUAUCAAUGUGUUGUUUUCAGGGAUUUGGUGCAAAAAGCGCUGAAUGAAGGAAGGCUGAAGUAUGCUGAUAAGGCAAAGCCUCCAAUGAAGGUAGAUUCAGAUCCCUUGCCACCUGCAGACGCUACCUAUGUCGAAGUCUAUGACUGCAACAUGGUUGAAAGUCUCGCAUUGAGUAGAGAAAAGUGGUCUUUGAUAGCUGGGAGGCUUCCAGGACGAACGGACAAUGAAAUUAAAAACUAUUGGAAUUCUCAUUUGUGCAAAAAAGUUAAUCAAAUAGGGGAAAAACCAGAAACUUCCACUGCACAAGAAACUACAGCUCAGGACAAUGUUGCUGGGGAUAGUGGUAUGUUAGAGAAUAAAGAUUCAGUUAAUGGAAGUAUUGAUUCAGAUGUUAUCUUUGAUGUGAAUGAAUUUUUAGACUUUUCUACUGAAGAAUCAUUUGAAUUUGACUGGGUGAAUAAAUUCUUGGAGUUAGACCAGAUUCAGUUUAUUGAGAACACAGAAAGAUCUGAGUGAGCAUUGUUUUUUUUUGUUAUUUGCUGUUAUUCUAAUUUAGAACUAAUGCUUGUUAUUAAAGUAAAUAUGUAAUGAAUUGUGUCAAAUAUAAUAUUUGCUGCUUGUUUAGCUUUGUCAAAUUUAUUAGGGGAAUAUUGAUAUUU